AAAAUUAGGUGUUGUUUUGAUGAAAUGUUUUCUCAUGAGUUGUUUUGGUGUUGAAGUUUUAUUUAUUAAUUGAACUAAGUGACUUUAUACUAUUUAAUUUUUUAUUACAAGUUUUCUCUUUUGAUUCAGGAACAAUGGAAAGAAUUGAUUUAGACGACGAUCAAAAAGGUUACCGCUGGGAAACCGAAUAUGAAAAGACAUGGGAAGCGAUUCGUGAAAAUGAAGAAGGACUGCUCCAGCCUUCUGUCAAUGAUAUGAUUCACCGAGCCAAAAGAAAGCGACUUACCGAUCGUAAAAAUGUUCGUCUUGGAAUGAUGAGACAUCUUUACAUUGUCAUAGAUAUGUCUCAAGCAAUGGUUGAAGUUGACUUGAAGCCAACACGAAUUUAUUGUACUUUGAAGAUAUUACAAUUAUUUCUCAAUGAUUUUUUCGAUCAAAAUCCAAUAAGUCAAAUUGGAAUCAUCGUGACACGGAAUAAAAGAGGUGAAAAAAUGGUUGAAUCUACUGGUAAUCAUAAAGCAUUAAUGGACACUGUCAAUAAACUAAUGGACGUAAGCUGUGUUGGCGAACCAUCACUCCAAAAUGCUCUGGAGAUUUGUUUACAUUCAUUAAAACAUCUUCCAGCUCAUACAAGUAAAGAAGUUUUGGUCAUUUUCGGCUCAUUAACAACCUGUGAUCCAUCUGAUAUUAACGAGACAAUCGAAGCAUUGGUCAAAUAUAAUAUAAGGGCUUCAGUAAUUGGUUUAGCCGCCGAAGUCAAAAUUUGUCAAAAACUAGCUAAAUCUACUAAAGGAACUUAUGAUGUUAUCCUGGAUGAAAAUCAUUGUAAAGACUUAAUAUUCGAGCAUCUUAAUCCUCCCCCAGCCACUGCAAACUCUGAAUCAUCUUUAAUUAAAAUGGGAUUUCCUCCUUAUAUGAAUGAUGGAGAGGGUAAACCGGCAAUGUGUGUUUGUCAUCUCUCUACAAGCGUCAAUUUCUCAACAUCAGGCUACUUUUGUCCUCAAUGUGAAUCUAAAUAUUGUGAUCUUCCCGUUGAAUGUCAAACAUGUGGUCUAACAUUAGUUUCAUCAACUCAUCUUUCACGAUCUUAUCAUCACUUGUUCCCUGUUGAUCUUUUUAACGAAAUGGAUUUUGAAAAUGGCGAAAAAUGUUUCGCAUGUCAAUUAGAGUUAACCAAAGGUUCUCAGUGUAGUCAUUGUCAAAAUUUUUUCUGCAUUGAAUGUGAUCUUUUUGUUCACGAGAAUAUGCACCUUUGUCCUGGUUGUGCCAGUAAACCAGGUACACACAGAUAAUCAUAAUUGAAACUCAAUCUAUUUAUAAGAAAAGAUUUCAUUUAAUAAAUUUCACUUUUUACUUUUGCAAA
Molecule: messenger RNA, 1363 nt
Organism: Tetranychus urticae (two-spotted spider mite)
Lineage: Eukaryota; Metazoa; Arthropoda; Arachnida; Trombidiformes; Tetranychidae
Gene: Ssl1
Product: general transcription factor IIH subunit 2 Ssl1
Biological process (GO): nucleotide-excision repair; DNA-templated transcription; regulation of transcription by RNA polymerase II
Cellular component (GO): transcription factor TFIIH holo complex; transcription factor TFIIH core complex
Molecular function (GO): zinc ion binding
Source: RefSeq, a predicted model, not a curated record